Molecule: messenger RNA, 905 nt
Organism: Strongylus vulgaris
Lineage: Eukaryota; Metazoa; Nematoda; Chromadorea; Rhabditida; Strongylidae
Source: the annotation of a GenBank genome assembly
GAGUCCAUGCUAACCACGGAAUGAUUCGAAUUGUCGACCCGAUGCGCACCUAUAUACCGUGGGGUGCACGUCUGAGAUACACAAGACGACCUGGCCAUCAUCAUCCUCAUCAUCCUCAUCAUCCUCCCGCUUUUGAUGGUGUUAUCCAUCGCCUCGGUGUACAAGAAAAGAAGGAACAGCUAACUGAACAAGUAGCAAAAGGAAUGCAAUAUCUUACGGAAAUUGGACAAGUUGUUACUAGCGCCUUAGCAAACUUUGGUAUCGAUGCAAGUUAUGAAGUGCAAGUUGAAGAGGAUAAGAAGAAGAAGGAGCAGGAAAAGAAGGAAAACUCGGAGGAAAAGAAAGAAGAGAACAAGGAAUUAAAGUCUGAAGCGCCUGCUGAAGAGAAAAAGGAGGAACAAGCUGAAAACGAAAAUGCUGCUGAAACUCCAGUACUGGAUAAUGAUGUGAAGGAGAAGCAUAAGUGUGACAAGCGGCAUUCCCCUCCCCGUCCUGUUCCGUCCUUUAAAGCGUUCCCCAACCUACAAUCUGCUGAAGCAGAAUAUCGUCAAGCCAGCGCGAAAACAAAGACCGAAGAACCACCGAAGAUAUCAGAGAAUCGUCAAGAGCAGGACGCUGAUAUGAAAAAACACAGACACAACCCCACUCAUGGGGCAGACGGUAGGCCACCAUUGGGGUUUAGCUCCUGGCGAGCGGGAUACUCGUACAGGACUCCUGUUAGCUAUGAUCGUGACUAUCGUGAUUACGAUCGUUACGAUGAGAAACGUUUUGCACGAAACGCUUGCGAUGAGCCGAAACGUGCACGAGAAGCCGGUUUUGAGCCGAAAAGACGUGAUCGUCAUAGACCAUGGUCAUGGUAUUCACGUGAGGAAGAAGCGGCUCCUUCUAGAAGAGGUGGACGCCAC